AUGUCUGCUUCUUUCUUGGGCAUCAUGUUAGCUACUCCUUCUGGUGUUGCACCUUUUGCUCCCUCGGGUAUCACGUCUUUUGUCUCUUUAGAUGCUGCAUCUGCAGCUCUCUCUGGUGCUAUGUUUAUCACCACGCCCAUGCCUUGUGCCAUCACUCCUUUGGUUUUAAUGUCAAUAUCGCUCACACUAGAUGAAAAACACAGUUAUCUUUUUGAUGUAAAUGGUCUUUUGGAAAUACAAA
Molecule: messenger RNA, 241 nt
Organism: Dentiscutata erythropus
Lineage: Eukaryota; Fungi; Glomeromycota; Glomeromycetes; Diversisporales; Gigasporaceae
Source: the annotation of a GenBank genome assembly